CGCUCUUAUAUUACAGACUACUGCCCAGGCCCCACGGUGGAACGUGGUCCGUGUUCUUGCUUUACACUGCAGCAGUAGACCCCAAAGAUGGAAGCUGGACCGUUCAGGGGCCCGACAAGACCUCUCGUCAUCCAGGGGAGAUGUUCAACUCGUUGCCCUUCUCUGAUUGGACGAUCUGACAAAGCAGGAUCCCAAAAGUGUUGGGUCAUUUUCCAAAAGGUGUUUUCUGUUUUCAUAUCAAGGUGAGGACUUCUGGUGAAACAGACAGUCCUGAGGAUUAUUAGCUGUGUGAGUAGACCAGUCCAGAAUCCUGCUGACACUGAUCCUGUUCACUAUGGAGGAGUUCCACAUAAACUCCUCGGUGCUCCUGAUGUCUGUCAGACCCUUGAACUACACGGUCAGAGAGAAGACAAUAUACGAGCAGUGCAGACACAUGCCCACCGUCCUCAUCUGGUACCUGACCCUGCAGUUCAUCAACAUGUUCCUAGGUAUCCCGGCCAACCUCAUGGUGCUGUGGCUCAUCCACAAGAACAGAAGUGACUCCUCCACCUCCGACAUCUAUAUCCUCCAGCUAGCCGUGUUAGACGUGUUCUUCUGCCUCAUCCCUCCUCUUGAGCUGACCAACAUCGUCUUCCUGACCACCAGCAGUACCUGGUACGUCCUUCGCUUCUUCUACGGCAUCAAAGACACCUCGCCUCUGAUUCUGUCCUGCAUCUGCCUGGACCGCUAUAUCGCCGUGCUGCAUCCGAUCACCUUCACCAGGCUUAAAGACCGGCAGCACAGGGCAGUCCUGGUCAUAGUGGUCUGGCUCAUCAUUCUGGCCUACGCCGCAGCUAAAUGUGUGGGCAACAUCCCCAACUUUGAGAAGGUCUUCACAUGGAUGAUUCUUGCAACAUUUGCCUUCAUGCUCUUCUGCAACAUCGCCAUCCUGUGGGCGCUACGGCAGUCUGGUCCAGGCAGAGACGAGAUGCACCCCAUGAAGAAGAAAGCCUUCAAAUUUGUUCUCAUCAUCCUGGCCAUCAUAGUCUUCAACUACUUUCCACCAGUGGCGCUGUUUCCCUUUCAGGACUAUUUUUCUCCAGAAGUGUUCCGCUGCUACAUUCACUACGUGGCCUUUGGGCUGAUGGACUUCAGCAGCACCAUCCAGCCGGUUCUCUAUCUCUCCAAGGAAAAGAUACCACAGAAUCUUCACUGUUGUCAACCCUAAGUUGUUCUCGAGUCUGAAGACGAGGUUCCCCUUUGAUGCGUUCCCUUACUCCUAAAUAAUUAGAUAAUAUCAUGAAAUUGUCCACAUGAAGUCGAACACAAGAGCAUUUUCUCUGGUUACACUCCACCGUCCAAAACCCUGGAGAAGAAGACUUAGUACUCACCCUGUUGCCUCUACUCACGUGUGAUGUUAGAAAUCUUAUAAGACCAGGUGCAGGCAAUCUUUUUGACUCGCUGCCCACAAUUCUACUAAAAUUGAACGGGGAGGCGAGUCAGGAGCGCAUAGAUAAAGUGUUCGUGAGAACUAAGAUAAAUGACAUGUAAAAGUCAUGCAAAAAGGCUAACAUGCUGUUGUCAUUUUCUACUCCAACUAUUGAGGAAACAUGGGUAUUACAGGGAAGAGGCAGAAGUAUAAUGAUAAUAAAAAUAAAUUAUAUAUUUUGGAAAUGUUUGGAGGGCUGGAUUAAAAAGAUGAACGGGACGCAUCGGGCCCCCGGGCCUUAGUUUGUCCAUGUUUGUAUAAACCCAUUACACGACACAUUAUGCGACUUCCGAAGUCCGAACGUAAUAUCUUCAAGAUCUAUCACACAACAUUGAACUAUUCUUAGAAAUAUAUAUUUAUUCUAGUGUCAUCAAAGAAACAGUACAAACAACAAGAUUUUACAGCUAUGCCAACAAAUGCAGCCACAUAAAAAGUGAACACUUGCAGGGUUUACAUAUUUAAAUUCUAAACUAUAACAGGUGGCAUGUAAAUAAAUUCUGUGAAAGAACAAGAGACCACUGUCUGUCUACCAAACCAGAACACGCCCUGAACGGACGCCAAGGUUUCUUCCAUGGUAUGAACUCAUACUCGUCAUUUUGACACGGCCACCGAGGGAGAGAGGGAGAGCGAG
Messenger RNA from Cynoglossus semilaevis (tongue sole), 2099 nucleotides. RefSeq names its product proteinase-activated receptor 3-like. Bases 335 to 1207 code for a protein of 290 amino acids. The record is from RefSeq and is a predicted model, not a curated record. Lineage: Eukaryota; Metazoa; Chordata; Actinopteri; Pleuronectiformes; Cynoglossidae. The transcript is spliced from 3 exons. Gene Ontology annotation, cellular component: plasma membrane. Gene Ontology annotation, biological process: positive regulation of Rho protein signal transduction; phospholipase C-activating G protein-coupled receptor signaling pathway. Gene Ontology annotation, molecular function: G protein-coupled receptor activity.